Molecule: messenger RNA, 2906 nt
Organism: Ostrea edulis (European flat oyster)
Lineage: Eukaryota; Metazoa; Mollusca; Bivalvia; Ostreida; Ostreidae
Product: casein kinase II subunit alpha-like
Exons: 12
Coding region: 425-1582 (385 amino acids)
Biological process (GO): protein phosphorylation
Cellular component (GO): cytosol; protein kinase CK2 complex; nucleus
Molecular function (GO): ATP binding; protein serine/threonine kinase activity
Source: RefSeq, a predicted model, not a curated record
GAGUAUUCAUGGACAGCCGUACAUAGACCAAGGGAGGAAACUUUUCGCGUCUCGUUUUGAUUUCGCGGGUCGUCACAGUGGCAGCCAUUUUGAGAAGUCGGGAAGAAGAAAGAGGAGACGUGCCUUUAGAAUUGAUGAGGAAAGUCACAAUAUACAAUUUCAUUUAGUUUGAACUUGACUCUUAUUUAGUUCACAAUGACUAGUUUAUAAUGCUGAAUUCAUUAAGUGAACAGAUUUAAGUUUUAUUCCUUUUACACGUUACUGCAUGACUGUAGAACAGUCUGUUGUGUCUGGUUUUUAACCAUAAAGACCAGAAAUAAUUCACAUGUGAGGAAGAGAAGAGCGACUUCUAUGCGAGGAAGUGUUGCUAUUUGGGGGUUAUAUAGAGUUUCACCAUCGGGCAUCAAGAUUUCGAAGGAGAAUCAUGCCUGUUGAAAGUCGAGCACGGGUGUACGCAGACGUUAAUGCGCACAGAUCGAAAGAAUAUUGGGAUUAUGAAGCACACGUUGUAGAAUGGGGUCAACAAGAUGAUUACCAGAUUGCCAGAAAAUUAGGUAGAGGAAAAUACAGUGAGGUGUUUGAAGCAGUCAACAUCACCAACAAUGAAAAAUGUGUCAUCAAAAUUCUGAAGCCAGUUAAAAAGAAGAAAAUAAAGAGAGAAAUAAAGAUUUUAGAAAAUUUGCGAGGAGGAACAAACAUCAUCUCAUUGUUGGCUAUAGUGAAAGAUCCUGUGUCAAGAACACCAGCUCUUAUAUUUGAGCAUGUAAAUAACACAGACUUCAAGACUUUGUAUCAAACAUUUACAGACUAUGACAUUAGGUUCUACCUAUAUGAAUUACUCAAGGCAUUAAACUACUGUCACAGUAUGGGAAUCAUGCACAGAGAUGUCAAACCACAUAAUGUCAUGAUAGAUCAUGAAAAUAGGAAGUUAAGAUUAAUAGAUUGGGGUCUAGCAGAAUUUUAUCAUCCAGGCAUGGAAUACAAUGUUAGGGUUGCCUCAAGGUACUUUAAGGGGCCAGAACUUUUAUUAGAUUAUCAGAUGUAUGAUUACUCCCUAGACAUGUGGAGUUUGGGAUGUAUGUUUGCUAGUAUGAUAUUCAGGAAAGAGCCAUUUUUUCAUGGGCAUGACAAUUAUGAUCAGUUGGUACGAAUAGCAAAAGUUCUAGGAACAGAUGAACUCUAUUUAUACAUACAAACCUACCAAAUAGAUCUAGACCACAGGUUCAAUGAUAUACUAGGAAGGCAUUCAAGGAAAAGGUGGGAAAGAUUUGUGCACAAUGAAAAUCAGCACUUAGUAAGCCCUGAAGCCUUAGAUUUUCUAGACAGACUUUUACGAUAUGAUCAUCAAGAACGUCUCACAGCAAAGGAAGCCAUGGAUCAUGCAUACUUCUACCCAAUAGUGAAAGAACAAGGAAGGAUGUCUUCAAUGUCUGGACAGUCUCCCACCCCCAUGUCAAAUGCAGGGCAAAUGGGAGGAGGUGCCGCCAUUAACAGCUCUUCUGUCGCCGCGGUGACCAGCUCGCCGGCAUUAACUCCCACCAUGUCACCGCUUCCCGCCAGUUCCACCACUGCACAGUCCUAGCCCAGCCUCUGACAUUCUACUGACACUUAAGCUACAGCUUAUCCUGAUCUCCAGGACGGGAAACUUGUAUUCUUACCUAGAUCUAUUGUACAGCAGAUAUUUUUUGAAACAUGUACUACCAUUUUCAGUGUGUGUGAAACGGGGAAAUUUAUCUCAUGGAAAGCAACUUCCCCUUCAAGUAACUGUGUUUAAUGUAUAAACACCAUAACAUAAAUGUGAUAAGCAUACAUGUAGUGGUAUAUUUGUGUCUCCAGUGAAGCCUAGCGACAUCGAGUGACUUUGUCUGUCGUCUGUUGCACUCUAUAACUUUUUGAAUUAGGACUUUAACGAUUAAGCAUGCGUGUUACUGGUUCGAGGGCCAUGAUUAAGGAAGCCAUCUCGGUCAACACGCAUGUUCUUUGGAACACUAGUGUACCCUCGCCAAUUUGGUAUUUACCGUAUGUUUUAGGCAACUUGAAAAUUUUUGUAAACUUGUGUAUAACACUUAAGAGCUUUCAGAUGUGAUGGAUAUCACUACAUUUGUUCAGUGAAUCUGCAAUGGUGCAUGUUUUCCAUGGUGCAUUUCCUAAUGGGAAUGGAUGUCAAUCAAAAUCUCGGGUCUCAUGUCAUGCCUAUGUCUAGCGAGUUGCGGUCAUCCAUCUCUUUGUAGCACUGGUAGAACAUGCAUUAAUGGAACCUUUUCAUUAAAGAUGAUGAUAGUUGGUCUGGUUCAUUUAUAAGUCCUAAAACACGGCAAUUUUCUGUGAUGUUUUUAAUCGGUUAGAAUGUUAAUGGGCCAAUUUGCUCAUAUGGAAUGAUUCUACAAUAAAGCAAGGAUUUGAUUUGAAUUUGUCAACUUGUACAAUAGUUGUCUUUAAAAGUGUUUGCAGUAAAUAGUGGCAACUUGAUUGAAAAUUGUUAAAUAUAUUCUUUAUAAAUGUUGAGAUGUCAACAUUGUUUUGUAAAAAUGUGUUUGGCAUGACCAUCAGCAAGCUGCAAUAUGUCAUUUCCCAUUUUUCUUUUUUAUCAUUUUUUUAAUAUACCCUUUGAAAUGACUGUAUUGCUUGAACCCUCACUAAAUAGUGUCAUGAAAAAUAAUUAGUACUUUUUGAAAAAUUUAAUGUUAUGUAGGUACUGUACAUGAUAUUUUGGGCUGGUAUAGACUGUUUCAGGACGGUAUAAACUAGUUCUCUCGGGCAUGCUAACUGAGGUCUCUUCUGUUCAUGAUGAAAUCAUAAAAUAUUCUGGAUCAUCUUACUUGUAGAAGAAGAAGAAAGUGGAAAAUAGUGACCGUAAUGAAAUUGAAGUGUGUCAUGGGAGAAAUAAAACUGAUAAUGAAUAUUUA